AGUGUUUAAAAGCCUUGGCUACACCAUGUCAGAAGCUACUGAAGCAGAAGUGAGAAGUAGUUUCCGUGAGGAAGCAGAGUUUAUCAGUGAAACUGCAACUUCAGGGAAAGGAAACAUGCCUACUUUGUCAAAAGAGAGUUUAUCCAAUGGAGUGCCUAGUUGCCGACAAGCAGAUUUUUCAUAAAUCAUGCUUUCGGUGUCACCACUGUGGUAGUAAAUUAAGCUUAGGAAAUUAUGCUUCUCUCCAUGGUAAAAUAUACUGCAAACCACAUUUUAAGCAACUUUUCAAAUCCAAAGGAAAUUAUGAUGAAGGCUUCGGACACAAGCAACAUAAAGAAUUAUGGAUUUCCAAAAAUCAAAAAGGUCCUAUUAGUUGUGUUUCUGCUAAAGAAGUUAAUACAUCCACAUCAAAAGUGAAUAAAACAACUGAUCAUAUGUUGUAUCCUGACAAUCCACAAGUGCAUUGUGAAACUGUGGAUGAUCAUUUAAAACAGAAUACAGAGAGGGGCAAAUUAAACAUUACAUGGCCUCCUUCUACAGAAACUCCCCAAAAAUCACUCUCAGUUGAGAUGGUUAAAGUAAAUAAACCAAAAUGGCCCCCUAAAGUUUCUGAAUGUGAGACUGAGAGAAUUCAUACAAAUAUUUCCAUGGGUGACACAAGCCAGCCACAGCUCGCAAAUGGUGAUAGUCAUCUUUGGGAGACAAAAAGACAAAAGAAAAAUGAAACUGUUGACUUACAUUCAGACGACCACUCCUCUCCCACUCCUGUGUCUAAGGUAGAGGAGCCUACAAGUAUUAUUACGGCAAAAAUAUGCAGUGAUGAAAAUGGAACCAUGCAAAGGAGAGUGGAUGUGGUUAAUGAAUCAGAAAAGGAAAAGGCAAGUGAAAGGAAUGCAAAGGAAUAUGAUAAUGCAGCCAUGCAAGGUGCUAAAAAGGAGAAAGAUGGAGAAAAUAACAAAGUUAACGUUGCUGAUGUUAUACCAGUUACGAACACUGAUGAUGAUGCUGAAUGGCAGAGUAAUAAAAAUAGUGCUAUGAACAAUAACAACAAUAAUAACAAUGGUAAUAAUGGCUUUAAAACUACUUUUCCACAUCACAAACUUUGUACUCAGGAAACAUCUUUUGAGGAUGUAGAUGGUCUAUUUACAGAACUGGGCUAUGGAAAGAGCCCUGCCUCCGAAUCUCCAUUUGAAAGACUAGAAAGAUGGGAUGUAAAUAAAGAGGUGCUGUGUAUAACUGACUCUGAAGUAGGCCAUUCCACAGACGUUUUCAGUCUUACAGAUGUUGAAGAAAGCAUCAAAGGAGAGGAUUUCAUUACCUCGGAUAGUCUUAUUCAGCAGAAAAAUAAAGAUGUCCAUUGUCAAAAACAAUGCAUUAACAGCAUAGUCAUUUUAGAGGAAGUGGACGUUGCAGCAUUUCCUUUCGAUAGCAAAUUAUCAGGCAGUAAGGAAUCAAUCGAACAUGUCAAAACGUUAGGUGCUAUUUCACUGGAUCAUGUGGCAAUAGACUUUUUACCUGGAAAUGACAGAAUUGGUCUAUUUGGUUCUAUAAAUUCAACUGAAAAUGUUUACCAUCCACUUUCUGAAGACUGCAUGGAUUAUCAUAUUACGAUCUGUCGGGAUGAAGUAAAGGAAACACUGCAGGAAGAUGAAAGCAGAAACUUAGAUUUGCUGAGCUCUGAAGAUGGAGUUGUUCUGUCAUCUCAAAAAGAACAAGUCAGGAUGGACCAGCCAACUAAAAGUGGGAUUAAGAAAAGUUGCCAGAAUGAUGAUCGUUAAUAUAUGCACUUGGACUAAUCAAAGCAAAUCUGUAUUUUUCUUCAAAGAAUUGGUUAAAAGAAUUGGUUAUGUAUCUCCAAUUUGUGGAAUAUAUAUUUUUAAUCUAGUUACCUACCAGAAUUUUGUAAGAACUAAUUAUCUACAUUUGUAACAGAAAACAUGACUGCACUUAAUUUGUUUAAGAUACAUUAGAAUCCAUGUUUAUCUAGAGUUGUUUCAUAUGUUUGGAACUUACCUAUCUGUACUUUUAUUUUUCUUUAUACUUAUUAAGGAUUACUUCAUAGAUGUAUGCAAAUCACAGUUGAGGAUGUGAACUGAAAAGUAACUUGUUAAGAUGACCUAGUGUAAAUGAAAUCUGUGAUCACUUAAAUUUCCAUUGACAUGUGGAAGUCAUCACUUAGAACUGCAGCCAAGUGAUGAACAUUCUUGGGUAAUCUACUCCUUGAAAACAGGCUACAAUAAGAUUCGCUUACUACUGUACUAUUUCAGGGUUAUGCUUUAUCUAUUGUAAUGAAUUUAGAGAUUAUGCACCUGGUGUGCUCUAAGAGUAAGACAAAUAUUUCUAAAAUUAUUUUUUCACCUACUGUUUUACUAUAACAAAGCUGUUGUUCCAUGAUAUAGUAAGUACAUUUGGGUUUUUUUUAGCUUAUAAGCAUUACACUCUUUUUUCUUCAAGAAUUAUUAAAGUAGGAGUAUUUGAUUGAACUAAAUGAUCAAAAUGCACUAUAGUUCCCUCACCAUUUGUGAAUUAUACAUUUUAUCUUCCUAAAGUACAUUUGCCUUGAAAUUUUUCAGGCCACACAAUAUGUACAUUUUGUUCCUUGAAAACCAACAAGGAGCAAGAUUCAACCAAAGUUAAGCACUGUGUUUAGAAACAUGUGUUGCUGAAUACAGUUGGAAUAAAAGAUGCAUGAGAUUACACAUUAACAGUUCAAUCCUCUUCAUGUCUCCUGAGAAAUAAGUCCCAUUAAGUUUAAUGGGGCUUGCUCCCAGAAAUAUAGGAUAUUAACUCUAUUUUCCUUUAAUGAGAGAAAAUUAAGCUGAUUAUCUUCCACUGAAACCAAUAGGAAAUAAGCUCACUUAAGUUUCACUGGACUUUGUUCAAAGUAUGUAAAGCAAUAAAAGCAAAAGGCAGAAGGGAGAACAUCAUGGAAAAUAUUAACAAAAAUGGUGAGCUGAGGAACUAAAGUUAAUUUACUGAAUUCUUCCAACUCGUUUGGAAAGCAACCCGAGCUGUACUCGGUUUUAGAAUCUGCAUGUACCUAGUCGCAUUAGCAGCGUUGAUGCCUAUCCUUAUGUACUGAAUAGCAAUGGUUUUCCUAGGUUAGCCGAGCUUGCAUGAGAGUACUUCCCUAGGCAGUUGACAAUGCCGAAUAAAAAGCACUUUAC
This is a messenger RNA of Python bivittatus (Burmese python), 3167 nucleotides long. The record is from RefSeq and is a predicted model, not a curated record. Lineage: Eukaryota; Metazoa; Chordata; Lepidosauria; Squamata; Pythonidae.